This is a messenger RNA of Xylona heveae TC161, 1913 nucleotides long. Its product is annotated as SAICAR synthase-like protein. Lineage: Eukaryota; Fungi; Ascomycota; Xylonomycetes; Xylonales; Xylonaceae. Gene Ontology annotation, biological process: phosphatidylinositol phosphate biosynthetic process; inositol phosphate biosynthetic process. The record is from RefSeq and is a predicted model, not a curated record. The transcript is spliced from 2 exons. Gene Ontology annotation, molecular function: inositol-1,4,5,6-tetrakisphosphate 3-kinase activity; inositol hexakisphosphate kinase activity. Gene Ontology annotation, cellular component: nucleus; cytoplasm. Bases 152 to 1702 code for a protein of 516 amino acids.
AACGUUCGCAGCUACACAGCUACAAUCUACAUUGACAUGACUAAUAGACAAUAGCAUCUUGUUUUCUUAUCCCUCAUUUUUUAUUUAACUUUUUCAUUUUUAUUUCCCGAGCUUUCUUUGAACCUUUGCUUGCUUUGGUUCCUUGGCCAGCAUGUCUCCACAACAACAGCAACAUCAACACUCUCUAAAGGAAACAGAUUUAAUAGCCUACGAUAAUGUCGCCGCCGGGCAUGAAGGCGUCCUGUCCGACUCCUCAGGCGCGCUCAUAAUCAAGCCAUGCACGGCGGCAGAAAUAUUCUUUUACGAGUCCGCAUUCACGCAUCCCGAGUUUCUGUCCUACAUGCCCGCGUUCAUGGGCACGCUUAGUCUUUCUCCACAGAACAAUGACCCUGCCGCUGUUGCUGCACUUACAGCCGCCGCUGCUGCGACCCCAGGAACUUCUUCAGAGCAAGACACGCCUUUGCCGGUCUCUGAGCUACCUCCUAUCGAAUCAGCAACACCAACGAUACCAACGGUACCAACGCCACUCGAUACCGUAGAUCCCCAUACCCCGAACCCUCAAUCUUCAACGACCGACGACAGCAAUAUCCCUGCCACAGCCACUGCUACAGAGGACAACCGCACGCCCGACGAGCGGGAUCCUGGUCCGCUACGUGGCAAAAAACUAGACACCGGACUGGCAAUCGUGCUGGAAAAUGUCGCGGGGAAAUUCACGCGGCCAAAUAUACUAGACGUCAAGCUCGGCGCGCAGUUAUGGGACUCGCAGGCCCGGCCCGAGAAACGCGCGCGACUCGAUAAAGUCGCUGCGGAGACGACAAGUAAGAGUCUUGGGUUCCGCAUUGCAGGGAUGAAAGUAUGGCGCGGUGAUUCUCUUCCUCUUCCUGGCAGUAGUAGUACUCCUCCUCUUCCUAGCAGCAGCAGCAACACUACUCCCCCUCCUCCUGGUGGCAGCACCACUACUGCGACAGGAAACAAUGCCAGCAACGAGGAGUCCACCGAAAUAUCACAACCAGACCGAUACCAGACCUACGACAAGUUCUACGGCAGGAGCUUCACGGCAGAGAAUGUGGCCGAUGGCUUUGCAGAGUAUUUGCGCUUCGACAACGGCGUCGCACUUCCCGGGGAUUGUCGUGCUGGAACAAGUCCUUUUGAAACCGACACAUUUACAUUACGGAAUAGCGAUACUGCAAAAGACAGAUCACGGAAUGAGACGGCAAAAGACAUGUCACGGAAUAAUAACGAGACGGCAAAAAUGCUGGCACGCCGAUUCGCAAACGACGUGCGUGGGAUCCAGACCAUGCUCGAGCGCGAAGAAAGCAGAAUGUAUUCUGCGAGUAUCCUAUUCGUGUACGAGGGCGACGAGAAGGCCCUACAGGAUGCCCUCGAGGCCGAACAGGCAGAGGGUACGGGGAAUGAUAUAUCUCAGCGUCCAAAUGUCGAGCCUGAAGUCCAUCUCUUGGAUGAGAAGGACGAGGAUGAGUUUGGCCUUGACCUUGGCGGCGACGAAGAGGACGAAGAGGAAGAAGAGGAUGAAGAGGAUGAAGAGGAUGAAGAGGAUGGUCCGCCGCCGAUAAGCGCGACGAAACUCAUCGAUUUUGCACAUGCACAGUGGACGCCAGGACAAGGGCCAGACGAGAAUGCAUUACAGGGCGUGAGAAGCGUAGCGGAUAUUUUAGAACGGCUUGCUAUUGCUACAAGAUAGACGUUUCCUGUUUGUAAAAAUAUAUUCAUUUGAAUUUUGCUUCUAAACCCCCACCGUGUCUAUCUAAUUGAAUGAAAAAGCAUCAAUAUGACCGUCUAUAAAGAUGUUAUCAACAUAAAAAACCAAUGCCAAUGCUCAAUUGGAGGCUCCUAAGGGCAUUCCAUUGAUAAACCCCGACUAAUAGACCCGACGAAUAGACCCCGACUACUCU